Molecule: messenger RNA, 671 nt
Organism: Tribolium castaneum (red flour beetle)
Lineage: Eukaryota; Metazoa; Arthropoda; Insecta; Coleoptera; Tenebrionidae
Gene: Pmp1-b
Product: peritrophic matrix protein 1-B
Cellular component (GO): extracellular region
Molecular function (GO): chitin binding
Source: RefSeq, marked provisional
AUGAAGCAAACCGUGUUCCUAAUUAUUUUCGUGGCUUUUUGCCACGCCAGCCCUCUCAUCGACUACCGCCUCACCCUCCAACCCCCAAAAAACUGCACUUCGGCCGGUCUCCUUUGCGAGACCUGUUCCGAGCUAGUGGCCUGUGUUGAAAACAACGACCAUACGUUUAGAAAAGACCACGUCCAGACCUGCCCUUCUGGCCAGAAAUGUGUCAAAGGGGGUUGUUCCAGCGCUUCUGAUCCGUUCUGUGACGGGGUCGCCGAUUUGGCCUUUCCUUGUAAAAAAGUGGGGAUUUUUCCCGACCCCUUCUACUGUAAUAAGUUCGUUUUGUGUGUGGAUAUGGGGCAGAGUAGGCUUCAGGCGUAUUCAAGCCGGUGUGAGGACGGGUUGGGGUACAAUAUUGAGACGGGGGUUUGCGAUGUGAAGUUGUCCGGUGGGUGCAAAGUGGAUGAAUUCCCGGUGCCAUUGUGUGCCAAAGCUGGGGAUAGUGGAGCUUUGGAGGGGAAACCCAUGGAGUAUUACACGUGUGAGGAGUAUAGCAGUGGGAAGAGGGUGCUGUAUCCGGUGAUUGAUGUGUGUCCGAAUGCGGAAACUUAUGAAAAUUUCAAGUGUGUUAGCAAAUAAAGGGAAUAUUGACGAGAAAAGUAUAAAAUAAAGAUUUAUUGCAUUGA